UGACCACUAAUGGCACUUUUCUACGUGACAUACAUUAAGACAGCCUAUACUCAAAACUUAAAUAAACUAUCUCCCACCACCCCCCAAAUUCAUUCCUCUCACGCCACAAAAGCCAUUACACCCAGUACCAUGGCUUCUUCUCCUUCACCAUCAGUUUCAAAUCUUUAAGGCAAUAUCCCAAACAAAAUAAUGAAAGAUCUGUCUUUCUUCUUCCUCAAGAAACACUUUCUCGCCUCGCGAAUGCGUGGACGAGGUCCACGUAGCGGCUUUGCGAGCUCUUGUGGUGGUGAUGGCUCGACUUCCACGCUAAACCAACAACAAAGUAUUGAUGUGAGACCAUCCGUCACACCUGACAACACUCCUUUCGGUGGAGGGUCACCGAGAACGUUAGAGGAUAUGAUACUUCAGCUAGAGGUUGAAGAAGAUCUCGUUCGAAGAGCUAGGUUACGUGAAUCUUACUAUGGUUCUUUUGAUAAUUGCGACGACGAUGAUGAUGGUAACUUGUAUCAGCCCGUUCGGAUGUCAUGCGUUAACAGUUCCGAUAUCAUGAGGUCGGCGAGGAACGCUUUGAACCAGUACCCACGUUUCUCCCUGGACGGUAAGGAUGCGAUGUACCGAUCGUCAUUUCAGCGCCAGCUUGGCCCCGGUGCUGAUGUGGUGAGACAUGGUGGACGUAGAUCAAGCUGCGGGGAUGAACGGAGAUCGAGCCAGACAAAACGCCUGCCACAGACUGUGGCUGGGGAGAGUGUAGUGUGGUGUGAGACAGGGGUGGUUGCGAAGCUGAUGGGUCUGGAGAUGGUACCCGUUCCAGUCAAGGGAAAAAGGGGGAAAGAUAAGUUAGGGACUCUGCUCAAGAGAGAGCGUCUAAGGAGGAGAGAUCAGACGCUCGACAUUAACGGACUGAAUGGUCAGGCCACCGAAGCUUCUUGCUCGUUUGGAGGAUUUAACGCGAUGAGACCGCUCGGAACUGUUGGGUCACCUGGUCGUGUGGGUGGAUGGCCUACACUCCGUUUCCCAUAAGAGUUAUGUUUCAAUGUUGGUUAUGGGACUGGCUUAUCUUUUUAAAAACUUCUUGUCAACUAUUACUGGAAUCAUUCAGUAACUUUCUCAUAAAUUA
This is a messenger RNA of Brassica oleracea var. oleracea, 1117 nucleotides long. RefSeq lists its product as uncharacterized. NCBI's taxonomy places the organism in Eukaryota, Viridiplantae, Streptophyta, Magnoliopsida, Brassicales, Brassicaceae. Bases 190 to 1020 code for a protein of 276 amino acids. The transcript is spliced from 2 exons. The record is from RefSeq and is a predicted model, not a curated record.